Molecule: messenger RNA, 897 nt
Organism: Aureobasidium musti
Lineage: Eukaryota; Fungi; Ascomycota; Dothideomycetes; Dothideales; Saccotheciaceae
Source: the annotation of a GenBank genome assembly
AUGAGCAACAAAUGUAUUGCGUUCGUCCGUUCUAGUCUUGGGCUCAAGUCAAAGUCUACUCGAGCACCUCAGGAUGCUAUCUUCAUAGCAAUUGAUACCGAAGGAAGCAGGACUGAUCUCACAGAAUUGGGUAUCUCAACCUUUGACACUCGUGACAUCAAGAAUCUCUGCCCUGGUCCUUCAGCAUUGGAAUGGUCAAAACAUAUCAAACCUCGUCAGUUUCGUUUCAAAACUGGCCAGCGCCAACCAUUUCUCUUUGGUGCUGUUGAGCACCGAAUUCCAUUGGCAGCGAUACGACCUUAUCUCAAGUUGCGUCCCGAUCGGUUGUAUAUACUUGUCGGACAUGCUCUGCACCACGAUAUCGAGAAGCUCGCUCGCGUGUUAGGGUUCGAGCUGCGUAACGAGUCCAACAUUGUUGCCAUUGUGGAUACCUACGCUCUAGCUCAGCAAUGUCGGACUAGAUUACCUGGCCGACUCUCGAAGCUUUGGAGGUUCCUCGUGAACUCAAGUCCAGGUGAUGUUACGCCGUCUGAUGUUAUCAGGUUAUUCUCUCCCAACAUGCGUACCGCAGAUCUGAACUAUGAGAGCAACCAUGCUUUCCACAAUGCAGGCAAUGAUGCCUUUUACAACAUGCAUACUCUUUUGAUGCUUGCACUGCAGCCAGAACUUCUUAGAGAACCCCAAUACAGCUCUUCACUAGCUGGGGUACUCCUCAAGGCUCGAUCUUCAGCGUGGCAAUUGGUACGACGCCUGACAAGUAAAACUUCAACAUCGAAAAUUACGUCAAUGGCCCCGGGCUCAUUUGUUGGCCGACCUGAGGGUGUGGCAUCUAUACAGCCGCCCCAGAACGCAGGCAACCAAGGUUUGACAAUCUGGAUGAAGAAGCCCAAGACCUGA